Messenger RNA from Cuscuta epithymum, 1793 nucleotides. The record is from the annotation of a GenBank genome assembly. Lineage: Eukaryota; Viridiplantae; Streptophyta; Magnoliopsida; Solanales; Convolvulaceae.
UGCACAAUCUGUUCCGCUGCUAGCUAGAUAGCUUGCUUCAUCUUCUACGUACUUAUAGCUUCAUCUUCAACAAUGGCCGGAGUUCUACUUUACAGUUUUUGGAUGGUUAUUGCUUUUACUGCUACUACUACCGUUGCGGAGUCUCGACCAGUCCAUUUAAAAUACGUUAACGGGUCCAUGGAAAAAGGAGCCGUAUGUCUCGAUGGGAGUCCAUCCGCAUACUACCAUGACCAAGGGUUUGGUCCCGGGCGUCACAAUUGGGUCAUUUACCUCCAAGGAGGAGGAUGGUGCACUGAUGCGACAGAAUGCAAAGAUCGCAGCAAAUCAGACUUUGGAACUUCGAAUCACUUGGAGAAAUCUAUCACCUUCAAUUCUUCCUAUCUUUCCAGUAAUUCCACGGAUAAUCCUGAGUUCUACAACUGGAACAGAGUUUACAUUCCAUAUUGUGACGGAUCUUCGUUUACUGGAAACAUUGAAGCUGUUGAUCCGGUUACUAAUGUAACCUACAGAGGAUUGAGAGUUUUUGAUGCCACAAUGGAUGAUCUGCUGUAUAACGGAAUGAAGGAUGCUCAAAAUGCACUUCUUGGUGGAGUUUCGGCAGGGGGGUUGGCUGCAAUGAUUCAUUGCGAUAGGUUCCGAGACCUUCUUCCAACAACUGCUAGAGUGAAAUGCCUCGCCAUUGCAGCUUACUUUGUGCAUGAGUAAGUAAAAGUUCAGUCCAUUAUAGUUCUGGGUUACUAUGUGUAUACACACACAUAUAUAUAUAUUAUUUUGGAAAUGUGUAUAUAUAUAGAGAAAUGUUCAUAAAUAGGACUACAAUUAAGUUGAUGUAAGCAAAUAGGACCUACAUCUUUUUAAUCCGACUAAUUUAAUGUGUUCCGACUAAUUUACUCCGCUAAUAUCUCCUCCUAUCACCUCUCUUCUGGACAACCUCUUAUUACGCCGAUAUGACUUCCUCCUCUGCUCUUCCCAACGAAGCAUAAAAUAGAACAUGGGACAUAUGAGUCUAAGGCGGCGCUCCAGCUACGAAAACUUAUGGCGGAGAUUAACUUUAGGAACUUCAAUCGCCGGGAAAAAAGACCACCUAGAAAUCACCUCAUCGCCGGACGCUCAUGGGACUGGAUGGAGGAGCUGAGGCAUAGCAGCGCUGCAGAUGUGGCACCAAAGAGAAGAUCCUCCGCCGCCGCCGACCCAACGAAGUAAACACAACACCGUGGCAGUCGCAGCAAAAGGCCCUGGUUGUUGGUGAAGCUUUUUCUUCUUCUUUGUGGAUCUGCGAUCAAUUGGUGCUGCAAAUUACUUUUUAUAUAGAUGAUCAUAUGGAGAUUCCUCGAGAUAGCGAGUGAAAUUUUGAUUUAUGCAUCUGCUAUUCACUUUUACUUCUUUUUUUUUUUUUUUUUUGUUUUGCAAUUUUCAUUUUCUCUAAACUUUUUGAAGUAAACAUGAUCUUACAAUAUUGCUUAUUUUAUGCGCCGCUUAUUAACACGGGUCUUAAUAAGCACCAUUUAUUAAUCCGUGAAGUAAACGUGUCCUCAUUCUUCUAGAUAAUCACAGCACUGGGUGAAAAAAUUGAUGAACAUGUCUUCAGAUUUGAAAAUGGAAAACUAAAAAAUAGAAACAGAAAAUUGGAGAGAGAAAAACUAAAAAAUAAAAACAGAAAGUUGGAGAACGAAAAACAGAAGUAUAAAACAGGAAAAUAUCUUUGUUAGUAAACAGACCCUAAGUUUUUCAGUUGUAUGGAGUGCAAAAAUACGGGAUUUUGUUUAUGAUCUACUCAUAUGUUGCAAUAGAUC